CUUCUCCUCUCCUCAGACGGAGAGGAACCAGUCUCUGGAGGACCAGAUGGUCUACAUCCUGCAGCAGAACGAGGAUCUCCGAGUCCGGAUAGAGAACUACCAGACUCUCAUUCAGCAGUUGUCCAAGGAGCAGCAGGACCUGAAGGGGGCGCUGGAGAGGCAGGCGCUGAUGAACCAGAGUCUCUCUCAGGAAAAAGAGCAGCUGGUGUUCAAGCUGAGGCACAGGGACUCAUGUCCCAGCAUGCACCUGCCCGCCAUGAUGCAGGAGCUCGCUCCCAGAUGAUCCCACAGACCCUGCGUCGCUGUAGAAACCAGACCUCAUUUUUUUUGUAUUCACACGAUAACAUGCAGUCGGGCUGGUUUCCCACCCUGUAGCGGGGCUUUGAACUCAACGCUGGUCUUACAGAUGGUCACACAGACCCUGCGUCGCCGAAGAAACCAGAC
Etheostoma cragini (Arkansas darter) is the source of this 444-nucleotide messenger RNA. It is a transcript of the gene ccdc69, whose product is annotated as coiled-coil domain containing 69. The record is from RefSeq and is a predicted model, not a curated record. The transcript is spliced from 2 exons. NCBI's taxonomy places the organism in Eukaryota, Metazoa, Chordata, Actinopteri, Perciformes, Percidae. The coding region runs from base 47 to 283 and encodes 78 amino acids.